This is a messenger RNA of Ilyonectria robusta, 783 nucleotides long. RefSeq lists its product as uncharacterized. The coding region runs from base 1 to 783 and encodes 260 amino acids. The record is from RefSeq and is a predicted model, not a curated record. NCBI's taxonomy places the organism in Eukaryota, Fungi, Ascomycota, Sordariomycetes, Hypocreales, Nectriaceae. The transcript is spliced from 2 exons.
AUGGCCGACGAUACGACCUCCGACUUCGGGUCCUCUCCGCCUCAGCCCUCGGCCAGCCACAGCUCCCUCCGCAUCGUCACCAUCGCGACUUUCCUCCCGGCGGUCCCCCUGUGCAUCGCGCACGGCGUCCUCUCCAACCACCCGGUCCCCGCCGUCGGCCUCGUGCCCCUCGCCUUCUCCGCGUCCGGUGCCGUCUUCCUGCUCCGCCGUGGCGCCACUGCCCAUGAUGACGACGAUAAGAGCCUUGCGGCCAAGCUGUCGCAUCCUGUUCUCGUCUUUGCUUGCGAUGUGAUCCUCGCUGCGGCGCUGAUGGUCGUGUUGGUUUUUACCUGGAUCGCCCCGGGAGGUUCUGCGUCUCUGAGCAUGCUGGCCGCUUAUGCGACGAUCCCACUGCUCGUCAACUUCUGCGUCCAUCUGCUCCUCGCCCUGCAAUCUUUCUACACCGGCCUCGCUAUCCACAGCCUCGUUCAGUGGCUCGCCUGGCGCACUCUCCCUCCGGACUGCCCCAACUGCAACCACCGCCUCCGCCCGCCUUUCCCCGAGCUGCCCUGGGUGGAGCGCGUCCGGCGACGACGCGACGAUUAUGCGGCUUUGUUCGUGGACGAGGAGCAUCGCUACCGCGACGAGGAAGAGGGCGAAGAGCCUGUCCACGAUGCAGAGCAGGGCGAGACGUCGCAUGGCACCGUGCAGCCCGAGGCAGUCGAGGUGAAGAAGAAGAAAGAGCGCAAAGGCAAGACGACUCCGCCGUCUACCGAAGAUCCUGCCUCUCCUUGGGGCCCGUAA